Molecule: messenger RNA, 796 nt
Organism: Drosophila persimilis
Lineage: Eukaryota; Metazoa; Arthropoda; Insecta; Diptera; Drosophilidae
Product: CTD nuclear envelope phosphatase 1 homolog
Exons: 2
Coding region: 133-780 (215 amino acids)
Molecular function (GO): protein serine/threonine phosphatase activity
Source: RefSeq, a predicted model, not a curated record
AUUACUUUUUUUAUCACCAUACUCGGAAUCCUGUUGGUGGGAACUCUGCUGCGCUUUAGGCGACGCUUACGGUAUAUAACCAAUAAGCUAUGCUAUGAGCUCUUUCUAUCAAAAUACCUGCACGGCGACUACAUGACCUCUUGUUCCAAGCGAAAACUUACGCUUGUUAAGAAGAAAACUCUCGUCCUUGACUUGGAUGAAACUCUCAUGACCUCAGUAUUUGUAAAGAAAGGGGUGAAAGGGGGUCGGGGUUCGCAGAAAAAGUGCAAAUGGCAUUAUGUGCCAGUUGAUUUCGAGUUUAAUUUGCACGAUUCUACGGUCAAAGUGUACAAGCGACCCUUUGUCGACCAUUUCCUGGAUCAGGUCUCGAAAUGGUUCGAUAUAGUCGUAUUCACUGCUGGAACCGAGCCAUAUGCCACGCCUAUUAUUGACUAUUUGGAUGGCGGACGCAACAUUCUGGGACAUCGGCUGUUUCGCGACAAAUGCGUCACUGUCCAAGGAUUCAAUGCUAAGUUCGUAUCGAUUGUCAACGACGAUAAGGCCAAUGUGAUUCUCCUAGAUAAUUCAAUACCUGAGUGCUGUUUCAACAUGGACAAUUCCAUACCUAUCUUCGACUACAUUAUAGGUGAUUGGGACACUGAGUUACUCAACUUACUGCCCUUUCUCGAUGCGAUUCGAUUUGCCGGGGAUGUUCGGUCCGUCUUGAAGCGUUGCAAGAGAUUGAACACGCUUGAUUUGUACUUACAAAAGCCGCACAGAAAUAUUAAAUCUAAAAACUAACUGCUCUAAGGAUAAU